AUGACCACCGCUGUCUUGGCGACUUCGAUCACGAAAGAAAAGCGCCGUGAACCGCUGGGGACGAUUAGAAUGGCUGCUCAUGCUCAGACGGCGCGUUCUGGAUCUGGACGCGGGAGACCGGCUACGCGACUCAGUGCUUCGAAACAGGGGUUAGAUGAUAUUACACAACACCAGCAUCAACAUGAGGGGAAACGUAAAGCGAAUUACGAGGAAGACGAUGAGGGAUUCCGAUUCUCGCGAAAACCAGUAAAGAAGUCGAGACCGUCUAUUGAACCCGUUGCUGAGGAGGGAUCUGAUGUGGAAAAUGCGCCUCCUAAAUCUACACCGCGAAGGGGGCGACCACCGAAGAAACGAGUCGAGGAUGCGAAUUUGAAUGGUGGGGAUUCUGCGACAAGGUCAAACGGAAAGGGAAAGUCUACAGAAUUACCGAGGAGAACGAACAAAAGGCCUGUACAGAGUAUAGAGACUGAUCCGGAACCGGAACCGACGCGCUCAAGGAACUACGAAUCGCCUGCGCAGACACAUGAGAAAAAAGGGAAACGAGGACGGCCUGCUAGGUCGAAGGUUGAGACUCAAACGAAUGGAUUUAGAUCUCCUGAACCGUCUGCGGGUAAAACUAUACCGUUGCCUGCGGCUGAUACACCUGUUAUUCAGCGCAAUAAGGAAUUACGAGGUGCGAAGGGGAAGGGACGGCGACGGAGUAGCUUGGGGAUGCGUGGAAGGAGAGCCAGUUCUUUGAUUGACUCGGGGGCAUCUAAUGCAUUGCCUCAUCGAGAAGUUGGGACUGCGGAUUUUUAUAAGCAUAUUGCUGAUGAGGGACUCUCUGAGCCGAGGCGAAUGCGCCAACUUCUUAUUUGGUGCGCGACGCGUGCGUUGGGAGAUAAGCCUAUGGGCUCGAAAUAUUCCCAGGAGGAUCAGAGUGCGCGAUUAGCAGGUAUGAUCUUCUUCUUUGGAGAAAUCUAUUUCAAUGGUGACGAUACUGAUACAGAUAUGGUUAUAGCUCGUGUUAUUCAAGAUGAACUAUUGAAGGAUUUCUCGUCAAAUGCAGAUCUUUCAAAUUGGUUUAAUCGUGAAGAUGUCAAUCCACCUACUGUGGUUGUUAAAAAGCCGAAUCCGAGAAAUGUGCAAAACACAGAGAAGAUCAAGGAAUUGGAAGAGCAAAUACAAAAACUUCAAAAAGAGAGACAUGCUCUUAACGGCCUUCUAAAACAACCACCAAUUCCACCUCUUAAUGUCGCGUCUGAAUCUCCUAAAUCCUCCAAAAUCAAUCCAAAACGACAACCUAAAUCCUCUUCUUCACCUCACGACCAAAUCGAUUCCUCUCUUCUCGACCCCUCCCAACAAGCAAUCCUCACAUCCUUACUAUCCUCCGCUCCCUCCAAAAACCAGUCACAACCCCAAUCCCAAUCACAAUCGAAUAACAACACAUCACCCCCCUCCGCAUCCACAACAAGUCACCACCCUCUAUCCCCCUCUACAGUCUCAUCCCGCCUCUCCAAAAUCACAACAAAGCUCGCUCCAACUCUCGAUGCCUUUGCAGCAGGAAUCCAUGAUAUCGAACUAUAUCGUUCAAGUGCCGAUUCGGUCUCAUCAACAAUACUUCGGAUUUGCGCUGAGCGUCUUGAAGAACGUGAUGCGCUUAAUACGAGACAACGUCUUGAGAUUGAAGGCGAGACUGAAGGGGAACAUGAUGAACUGCGUUCAGGGAAAUAUCCUGAGCGGCCUCGUGAAGAUCUGGGUAUCAUUCUUGGGGCGUUGAGUCGUGUUGAGAGACGGUGA
Penicillium angulare is the source of this 1779-nucleotide messenger RNA. Its product is annotated as Mis12-Mtw1 family protein. Lineage: Eukaryota; Fungi; Ascomycota; Eurotiomycetes; Eurotiales; Aspergillaceae. The transcript has 4 exons. Gene Ontology annotation, biological process: mitotic sister chromatid segregation; cell division. The coding region runs from base 1 to 1779 and encodes 592 amino acids. The record is from RefSeq and is a predicted model, not a curated record. Gene Ontology annotation, cellular component: MIS12/MIND type complex.